Carica papaya (papaya) is the source of this 1042-nucleotide messenger RNA. RefSeq lists its product as uncharacterized. The record is from RefSeq and is a predicted model, not a curated record. Gene Ontology annotation, biological process: 'de novo' cotranslational protein folding; regulation of translational fidelity. Lineage: Eukaryota; Viridiplantae; Streptophyta; Magnoliopsida; Brassicales; Caricaceae. Gene Ontology annotation, molecular function: ribosome binding; Hsp70 protein binding. Gene Ontology annotation, cellular component: cytosol.
CCUCCACUCUUCUUCUCAUCUCUCUGUUGCUACUGCUGCAAAUCGGAAAACGUAUACGACCAGCACCAGACGCCGUCCUCUGUUUUCUCCGUUCCAUAGCCGAUUGGUGGCUCCAUUUUGGAGCUACAGUCACAUUUCAUAUAUUAGACGGGACACUGGAGUGGGCUGAAGUAAUUCUUGGUUAUUAUUGUGUUGAUCUAUUCUGAAUAUUAUGGCAGUCCUCACAAGCCUUCGGCUUAUUUCCUACACUGAAGAGCUUGUAGAUGGACAGCCAAUCUAUGUUUCUUCAAAUUGCCUUCCCAUCAAGGCUUUAAGAUUUGAACCUGCUGGACAUGCUUUUCAUUCAGCUGCUCUAAAAGUCCUUGGUUGUGAGGAGGAAGGUGCAGAUGCUGAGGAUCAGAUUGUCUCUGAUGAUAAUGAAAAGGCGCAUAUACCAUCAUUUGAUUCAUAUAGCAGUAAAGGAAAAAAGAAAUCUGGUGCUGGAGGUAAGCAACAGGAUCACUAUGCUCUCUUGGGAUUGAGCCACUUAAGGUACCUUGCCACAGAGGAUCAGAUCAGGAAAAGCUACCGUGAGGCUGCCUUAAAGCAUCAUCCUGAUAAGUUGGCUGCUCUUCUUCUUGCUGAAGAGACUGAAGAUGCAAAACAAGCCAAGAAGGAUGAAAUAGAGAAUCACUUUAAGUUAAUCCAAGAAGCAUAUGAGGUUCUGAUUGAUCCUAUAAAGAGAAGGAUCUAUGAUUCAUCAGAUGAAUUUGAUGAUGAAGUCCCAACAGACUGUACCCCACAAGAUUUUUUCAAGGUGUUCGGUCCAGCUUUUAUGAGGAAUGGGCGUUGGUCUGUGAACCAACCAGUGCCAACUCUGGGUGAUGAAAGUACUUCGCUGAAACAAGUCGAUGCAUUUUAUAACUUUUGGUACACUUUUAAAAGUUGGAGGGAAUUCCCACAUGCUGAUGAGUUUGAUCUUGAGCAAGCUGAAUCUCGUGAUCAUAAGAGGUGGAUGGAGAGGCAGAAUGCAAAACUUACAGAGAAAGCUAGGAAGGAGGAA